AAUACACCUGUCAUUAAACAGGGGUAUAUUAAAACCCGUGAAUAGUUAUCAAAUGAUAUUUGAAUUAAUAGGUGUAGUUUAAUUGGAAAGUUAAAUACACGUAAAAAUAAAGACUUCAACAAUGCUUUUGAGGUUGCUGUUGUCUCUGAGUUUAGUUUUUCUAUUCAUUAAAGCAAGCCUAGCGUCAACUGAAGCGGUUAUUCAAACAAGUACAGGAUUGCAUCAUAUAGAAGCGGAAAUUCGUUUUCUCUACAGACAUAAACGGACAUUCAAAACAAAUUUUGGUUCACAAUCAACAUACACAGCUACAAAUGGUCUGACAUGUCUCGUCUGUCCUCCUGGUUUUUACAGAAAAUCUGACUGCACAACAAAUAGUACAAUAGCAGUAUGUGAGCCAUGUAAGGAUAGACAUUACAAUAACCAGUAUAAUAUAGCAACUAGCUGUGCUCAAUGUAGUGCUUACUGUAUUGACAAGAAUGCAGUACCGGAAACCACGUGUAACGCCACUGCUGAUAUGACUUGUCGUUGUAAGGAUGGCUAUUUCAAUCAUUCAAAGGGUAGUGGUGAAUGGAUAUGUUUACAACAUAGUCCUUGCCAACCUGGAACAGAACUUAGGAAUACAGGAACACCUGAACACAAUACAGUAUGCAACAUGUGUGAGAACGGAACGUUUUCUCCUAAUAUGUCAUUAACAGCUAAAUGUUUGCCAUGUUCGACCUGUGAUGGUGAUCGAAAAAUUCAUAAAGCCUGUAAUGAAAAAACUGACGUUAUAUGUUCUUCACACGAUACGACGCCAAUAGUAAACAUAGUUGUGGCUGUAGUUAUAACGUUUAUAGCGAUAGCUGUUAUAGUUAUAGCUGUGGUGUGUCUUCACAGAAAGGGGAAACUAAGCAUUUACAAAACGUCCGGGAAAACAGAUGGAGAUGAUAAGCCUUAUGUCGGAAUAGACUUAAACGAAAACACAAUCAAUGAACGAAAAGAAUUGUGCAAUCCUCAAGAUGAAUUUGAAAUCGAAAUAUGCUCUAUACCACAAAAAAGCCACAAUCAAACAGACGACCCAAUCCAAAAUGGGGUUACAUGGAGUCAGUUAUUCUCGGAAGUUUCUGCUAAUAUACGCCUUGCGGAUUCCAUCUGGAUUGAUUUCUUGAGAAAACUGUUCAGUAAAGUAUAUCCAAAUGUUGAAGAAAUAGAUAACAAAAUAGAUGAAAAUGUCAUAAACCAUAAACACGACGGAGUAAAGGAACAAAUAUACCGAUGUUUAGUUGCCUGGAAGAAAAAAGCUGCCGAUGACGCUUGCCUUGAAGAUAUACUACAAGCUUUAGACAAAUGCCGCAUGCAAGAAUUCAGCGGUCAAUUAAGAUUGAAAUAUGCAUCACUUUAUCGUAGGACAGAUAUAGCUGAAGCUGAUGAUUAUCUUAGAGAACAAGACUAACUUUAAAAAGGCGUUGCAGUGGCGGAUUCAAAAAGGGGGUUCCGUGGGUUGGAACCCCUUUUUUUUGGUACGAUCAAAGCAUUUGAAUGGGAACAUAUAGUUGGAACCCACUCCUUUAUGUUGGUUGGAUCCGUUCCUUGCGUUGUUCUUUACAAGUAAAGAAAUAAAACAUGCCAUAGAAUAUUUCUAAAACUUCAUUUUAUCAUGUUAGUCUUAUGCACAUGCAUAUAUUUAAAAAAAUAUUUCUAAGAGACAUUGACCUGUGUCUUGAAAUAUAUUUUGACAAUGACAACAGUCUUGCAGACAGUUGAGGGACUAGCGACGCUACAAAGUUUGUUUAGAAUAGGAGCAUUCGAUGUCUUUAUACCAUGCGGACAUAUAUUGUGCGCCUGCAAUGGGAACAUGUCCCUUAUGUUGAAUUUCUACCAUGUGGGCAUAUUGUGUGAUGUAUUGAUUGUGUUGUAUUAAUUGUGUGCCUGAAAUGAGAAAAUGUUCUACAUGUAUAUGCAGAACGUACAUUAAAGAAACUUAUUUAGCUUCACUUUUAGUUACAUGAAUCCGUAAAUCUGAUAGUUUAGAAAAAAUGAUUUAGAGGCUGAGCUGAAGGUUAAAAAUCAUGUUAAAUUUUUUUUUGAUAAACUUUUUUUUUUAACCAAUGACAAAAGAAUGAAAUGGCGGUGUCAUCAUUUGGAUAUAGAUAAUAACAAUGUUAUAAACUGAAAAAAACUUUUUCUUUAUGUAAUACUGUUUGACUUCUUGCGAGAAGUGCAGAAAACGAUCAUUCUGCUUAUGUCACUGUUACAACAUAUUUAGUUUUAAU
This is a messenger RNA of Mytilus trossulus (common blue mussel), 2252 nucleotides long. Its product is annotated as tumor necrosis factor receptor superfamily member 11B-like. The coding region runs from base 122 to 1432 and encodes 436 amino acids. Lineage: Eukaryota; Metazoa; Mollusca; Bivalvia; Mytilida; Mytilidae. The transcript has 7 exons. Gene Ontology annotation, molecular function: protein binding. The record is from RefSeq and is a predicted model, not a curated record.